Dovyalis caffra is the source of this 684-nucleotide messenger RNA. Lineage: Eukaryota; Viridiplantae; Streptophyta; Magnoliopsida; Malpighiales; Salicaceae. The record is from the annotation of a GenBank genome assembly.
AUGGAAGAGCCCGGCGUCCAGAAUGUGUCUGUCAAGAGGACAAUUUUUUCCGGUAAUACAAAUGGAUUUAGAAUAAAGUCAUGGGCUAGACACAGCACUGGAUUUGUCCAGGGAGUCCAAUUCAUUGGAGCAACUAUGAUUAAUGUCCAAAAUCCCAUCAUCAUCGAUCAAAACUACUGUCCUCACAAUUUAAAUUGCCCCAAUCAGGCAUCGGGCAUACAAAUAGGUGAUGUGAUAUAUCAAGGCAUUCGAGGAACAUCUGCCACACCAAUUCCGGAUGGUUCGCUCUUGGAUAUCUUACGAAAUGCCUAUGAUCUUCUUUCCCAUUAUGACAUGGAGCUUCCUCAGAUUGAAGAUCUGGAAGAAGCAUUUGACUCUGGCUUUAUAGGUAACAAUUGUUUGAUUGAGUCUUUGAACAUUUUUGCAGAACAUGGUACUGACAGGGCUGAGUUUCAAAAACUAUUUAAGAGAGUUGAGUACACCAUACGAGCUUGGUAUCUUCUGCAGUUUGAAGAUUUGAUGCAACUGUAUUCUCUCUUUGACCCUAUGUCUGGGGCUAAGAAAUUGGAGCAGCAGAACCUAUCUCCCACUGAAAUUGAUGUACUUGAACAGAAUUUCCUGACUUACUUAUUUCAGGUCAGGUGGGUGGGUGGGUUUGCACAUGCGCGCAAUAAAAACAAGUAA